This is a messenger RNA of Oncorhynchus tshawytscha (Chinook salmon), 3184 nucleotides long. Its product is annotated as zinc finger protein 2 homolog. Gene Ontology annotation, biological process: negative regulation of transcription by RNA polymerase II. Gene Ontology annotation, cellular component: nucleus. Gene Ontology annotation, molecular function: DNA-binding transcription repressor activity, RNA polymerase II-specific; RNA polymerase II cis-regulatory region sequence-specific DNA binding. The transcript is spliced from 3 exons. Lineage: Eukaryota; Metazoa; Chordata; Actinopteri; Salmoniformes; Salmonidae. The record is from RefSeq and is a predicted model, not a curated record. The coding region runs from base 1061 to 2623 and encodes 520 amino acids.
AUUAGCCGUGGUCUCCAGGCUGGUCAUGCGGUGGUGAUCAACCCAGAGUAGCCAUUAGCCGUGGUCUCCAGGCUGGUCAUGCGGUGGUGAUCAACCCAGAGUAGCCAUUAGCCGUGGUCUCCAGGCCUGUCAUGCGGUGGUGAUCAACCCAGAGUAGCCAUUAGCCGUGGUCUCCAGGCUGGUCAUGCGGAUGUCCAGUGCCUUGUGGUUGGAUCUAGUCUGUUCAGUGGCAGUUUUCAGCUCCUCUCUCAGCUGGCUAGCCUAGUUUCGUAGCUCUGACGACUGUAUAUCCGUCCAUUUUGUCAAUUAAUUCCUGCUUCAUUUCAGUUAAUGCCUGUAGAACAGCUUCUUGUCCAGUCGUCUCGGCUGUGCAUUGGUCAGUUGUUGGUGUAGAUUCAUGGUCCUUGGCUAGGCUAGCUGGUCUGUUAGAAUUAGCCCUAGGCUGAUUCUUGCGGUUGGUGCCUGACAUCUUCGACAAAAACGUGACAUUAAGCCUUAAAAUGGAGUCUCAGGUUGUAGAGGGGUAUUUUGAUCCAAAUUAAAAUUGUAUUUGAUUUUACCAGGCAAGUCAGUUAAUAACAAAUUCUUAUUUACAACGAUCCUGGACGACUCUGGGCCAAUUGUGCUCCACCCUUUGGGACUCCUAAACACGGCCAGUUGAGAUACAUCCUGGAAUCAAACCAGGGUCCGUAGUAACGCUCUAGCACUGAGAUGUAGUACCUUAGACCGCUGCGCCACUCGGGAGCCCCGAAAUACAAUCUGCCCAAAUAUUUAAAUGUUCUGUUGAGGAGCUCAGAAAAGUACAUCCUCACAUGGCGCCGCUCCCUCAUCGCCCCUCAGGGUAUUUGGGGAUUAACAACAUUUUUGUUAUUGUAUAUGAUGAUGAUGGUGGUACUGUAUCCUCCCCUCCCGCAUUCAUUUCCCACAAUGGACUUCUCCCCCAGUUCACUACCCGUCCAGUAGGUGGCGGUAAUACGCCAAUAGGCGUAGUCUGACAUUAAACCUUAAAGAAGAAGACAACAAAGUAGCCUAACUGUUCUGUUGUAGCCGACCACAUUUCAUGUCUUACAAAGAAACAAUAGCUUCCACAAUGGAUCGGGACAACGCUAGCCCGUUCCCCUGCACCCUCCCGGAGUCCCCGUGUCAAACGCCUCCCAGUUCCGCUUUACUGCGGGGUCUGGUCGACUGCAGGAAAACACCAGGGCAGAGUGGGACUGAGACAGGAGAAAAGAAGGAAGAUGGAGAAUUAAUUUCAUUAAGUAAGAACCAUGGGGACAGCCCUAACCGUUGCUCUCUCAGUGGGAGGGGCUUAUCAUCUGCGGAGCCUCGACAACAUCAUGAUGCUGACAAGAAAGAGUUGAGUCUCUCCAGACCAGAACACCUCAAGAAACACCAGCAGAAACCUCACCACUGCUGCUUUGACUGUGGGAAGAGUUCUGCUAAACAGAGGGAAUUGGUCAUUUACAAGCAGAUUAACACUGGGAGGAAAAUGUACCACUGCUCUCAGUGUGGGAAGAGUUUUGCUGCAUCUAAAACCUUACAAUCUCAGAGAAGUCAUACAGGGGAGAGGCCUUACCCCUGCUUUGAUUGUGGGAAGAGCUUCAGUCAAUCAGGAGCCCUGACUACACACCUACGCAUACACACAGGAGAGAAGCCUUAUAGCUGUGAUCAGUGUGGGAAGAGCUUUGCUCUAUCCGGAAACCUGAGUACCCACCAGCGUGUACACACAGGAGAGAAGCCUUAUAGCUGUGAUCAGUGUGGGAAGAGUUUCAACCAAUCAGGAAACCUGACUACGCACCAGCGUGUACACACAAGAGAGAAGCCUUAUAGCUGUGAUCAGUGUGGGAAGAGCUUUGCUCUAUCCGGGAACCUGACUAGACACCAGCGCAUACACACAGGAGAGAAGCCUUAUAGCUGUGAUCAGUGUGGGAAGAGUUUCAAUCAAUCAGGAGAACUGACUAGACACCAACGCAUACACACAGGAGAGAAGCCUUAUAGCUGUGAUCAGUGUUGGAAGAGCUUUGCUCUGUCCGAAGACCUGACUAGACACCAGCGCAUACACACAGGAGAGAAGCCUUAUAGCUGUGAACAGUGUGGGAAGAGCUUCAUGGAUUCAGGUAGUCUGACUAGACACCAGCGCAUACACACAGGAGAGAAGCCUUAUAGCUGUGAUCAGUGUGGUAAGAGCUUCAUGGAUUCAGGAAGUCUGACUAGACACCAGCGCAUACACACAGGAGCAAAGCCUUAUAGCUGUGAUCAAUGCGGGAAGAGUUUUGCUCAAUAUUCCACUCUGACUGCACACCAACGCAUACACACAGGAGAGAAGCCUUAUAUCUGUGAUCAGUGUGGGAAGAGCUUCAAUCGUUCAGGAGCCCUGACUACACACCAACGCAUACACACAGGAGAGAAGCCUUAUAGCUGUGAUCAGUGUGGGAAGAGCUUCAAUCAUUCAGGAGCCCUGACUAGACACCAGCUCACACACACUGGAGAGAAACCUUACUCUUGUCUAUGUGGGAAGAGCUUUGCUCGUUCAGGGUCACUGAAACAACACCAGAAAGCAUCUCCCUCCUACAGCACCGGUUACAGAUAUCUAAAUGAAAUUUCAAUAGAAAACAUAUUGUAAAGAGUCAUCCAUCUCCCAUUCGCUAACGGUUUACUAAGUCUGAUUACCAAGGUAACCUGUGUAGCAUGAUAUGCAGCUCUGGAUCCGUAUGUAUCAAGCGUCUUGGAGUAGGAGUUCUGUAUCUUAUUUCAUUAACUCCUAUUGUCCAUUAAAUAAUGUAGAAUAAUGUUUCAACAAUUGUAGGUUCAUAUUAAUGUGUGAGGGAAAUGUUGUCUGAAGAAAGAGCCUUGAAUUGUACAUCUUGUCUCAUACAAUUAUUGGUUCCUGUUGGUGCUGGGUAGAGAUGUGAGGGGGAGACAGUCAUGACCCCUCAGACCUUUUGGCAGAAUAUGUUCAAUAAGUUAAGAUAGGAGACAGUGCCAGUCACAUGCAGGAACCAAACGUCAAUGAUGAAUUAAUUAUGAAUAAUGUAAAUCAUGCAAAUAUAACUUGUCUGUGUAAGAAGUAUAUAAGAGAACUAACGGGACUGCCCCGAAAGAGCUCCAGACCGUACUCUGGUGUUUUAAGUUUGUUGGAACCUCUCCAGCUUCCUGAUAAUAAAUCAUUAUUCAUUUAAGUUUU